CUCCUCUUUAUUAAAAACAGACGGUUCCUGGCGUUGUGGAAAUGAUCAAAGUGAUCACAAGAAAAAAAUCGGAAAGAAUUGCUAAAUUUGCCUUUGACUACGCAACGAUGCAGGGAAGAAAGAAAGUUACAGCUAUACACAAAGCUAACAUUAUGUACGUCUAUAAAAGUUGAGUUUGAAGCUACGGAAUAACGGAUGUGGACCCCACAAUGAGUGUAGGCAGUAAACAUAAUCUGGGUUAUAUGUACCUGGUCAGGGGCCAUUAAAGUGGGGACCGCUGGGAUCGAUGGUCGCAGGCACAUUUCAGAAACAACUUUCUUGCAGGCACAUUUUUUUUUAAAAAUUUUUGAAAUCAGAAGUCAUAAAAUAAAUUUUAUAAUUCUUAUUUUAUUAUGUAUUUUACUAUCUGUUACUAUUAGUCUAUUAAAAUCUUUGUUAAUAGGGACACUGACAAGUUAAAAUUGUCUAGAGGACAACUACCAGUGUACGGUGCACAUGCAUGAUUGUGAGUCUGCGCUUAAAAUUCUCGAUUUCGUGGGCCAAAAAUAUAUAAAGCUAUCUCAUGAGCCAGCCUACUAAUCGGCAUCUAUAGUAAUUCAUGGCUGAUGGCUCAUCACGUCGUGAUUUUGCAUGCAUAUAAAGACAUUUUGCAGGCACAGUUUCAAAUAAUCUUUGCGGUCGCAGACACGCAAAAAUGUUAACGACCCCUGUACCUGGUUAUACCAACUAUGCUUCAAAAGCUAUAAAACUAUGGACUCAGAUCUCGCAAUUACCAAAAACAAACUUUAAUUUAUAAAUACUACAGUUUUUAUACCAAUCUGUUUAUACCAAUCAACGGGCAGUUCUAGAAAGCUUGAAAAAUUCACUUAUCCAGUGGAUAAUGUAUCCGGACUUUAUACAACAUACCCAAAUAGAUUUUUUCAUUGUAUACGAUAUUUUAAAGAUGCUGCAUUAUGCGUUAUUGUAUUUUACAGGAAACUUGCUGAUGGGAUGUUUCUGAACACAUGCGAAGAAGUAUCAAAACUUUACCCAAAAAUUCAGUUUCAAGGAAUGAUUGUUGACAAUGCCUGCAUGCAAGUAUGUUACUGGUGGUAAUAGCUAUUUCUUCCCACGCUUCGUUUACACAUUUCUACGAUUUUUCAGCUGUGGAGUGCAGGGCGCUUAUAUAUAUAAGCGCCCUGGUGGAGUGUGUUGACACUCCGCAUCAUCAUUCAUUAGACAGAGUAACUACAGUACGUGAUUUAGGGUACUCAUUAGGAUAUAGUUCUUUACGGGAAUGUACGUUUUACUUUAGAUGGUUUCCAACCCUCAACAGUUUGAUGUUCUUGUUGUUCCUAACCUUUACGGCAAUAUUAUUGGUAAUGUUGCUGCCGGACUAGUUGGCGGUGCAGGAGUUGUCCCGGGCAAGAGUAUUGGCAGUCAGUUCGCUAUUUUUGAACCGGUGAGUAUCAGCUGAGUCUUUGGAUAAAGUAAAUUAGUUUCCAAAAUGUCCUUGAAUUCUUGCACUAUACCUGAUUACCUUACACACUUUUCUUUACCUUUAGUGGGCGUAAAUGCUUUCCUCCUAUAGUAAGACUGCACCAAAAGGAAUGACCCUUACUGGAUCUCUGGGGAAAACACUUUAGAAUUGUUUAUGUUUUCUUUCAAGGGUGCAAGACAUACAUACGCUCAAAUGGCGGGAAGAAAUGUGGCCAAUCCUACAGCUAUGUUACUUUCAGGCGCGGAUAUGUUGGAUCACAUCAAGUAUGUUCAUAUACUGUAUUGAGAUUUCGGAGUAAAAGUUUCUCGCCUUUCAGGGAAGGCAUAGCUGAAGGAAAAGUCAGAAGAUAAGUUGUUAGACCAACAAUGUCCGAUGAAAAUUUUGAAUUCAAACUUGAUUCGACCAGGGAUCGAUCAAGCUAGAUCUCGGAGGAGGGGAAGUGCUCGUCGAACUUUGGUCAUGGUUUAGAUUGAGACCGUUGACCAAGUGCGCAGUGGAAGGAACUACGGCAACAAGGCAGUAGUACUGUAUGUUGUCUUUUGCUCGACUGCCUUGACAAUUUCACAAUCAUCUGAAUCAUGCUACUAAUCUCAUUUUGUCUUUAUGUAUUUUUGUUUUCGCAAUUGCCUUUCUAAAUCCAAAAAUGGAGUUGAUACAGCCAGGGAAUCCUUCCCUGGAGCCAACAUUACGUACCAACAAUGUUGCAUUGUUGUAUUUGGACCAUAGUGGUUGGACAAACAUCAGCAACAUGCUGUACUAGUUAAUUAAAUAUGCCUUCAGUGCACUGUGAAGAUUUGAGAGGUUUUGAUAAAUCACAUGUUGUUAUCUUGCAGCCUAAAAGUUCACGCAAGAACUGUGCGCUCUGCUGUUGAAAGAACUAUUAGUACUGGAAAGGUAAAUUUCAAUGGUUUAACAAAGUAUAAAUUAGUAUACAUCUUAUCCAAUAUGUACACAUCUCAACCGGAGCCAAACUUCGAUAAGAUAAGAUCUUCGAAGAUUAUGUGCGAUCUUGUAAGAUGCAUUGCAUGCCAACAUCUUCAACCUGGAUUGUCGGUAAUAUAAUCUAAGCUGUCACUAUGUACUGGAUGGGAAAACUAUAUGAUUUGAACUUUGAAACUUUUGCUAGCUUUUCAAGAUGCGUAAAGGUCAUUUGCCAUUUCGGUCGCCGUCCCCGCACAGGACGAGCGAACAUUUUUGAACAUGCGCUGUAGCUGUCCAGCUAGCCUGAAUUUCAGACGUCCACUCGUUUCAAUGUCCUAGGGCUACUGUCCAGCUUGACAGUGUCCAAUCUGCUUUUGCCCUCGCCUGCACGCCAUGAAAGUUGAACCACCGAAUUGAACUACUAAAAAUGGUCUUAUUUGUAAAAGUCUAGAGACCGUGAAUCCUGAUAUAUGUGUUAUGAUAAUUUUUCAGUGUUUAACGAUGGACAUGGGAGGCAGUGCAAGUACCUCCGAUUUCGUACAAGCCGUGAUUGCAAAUAUCUACUGAAGACAGAAAGCGAUGCCUCGCCAAACCUUACCCCAAGUGAGAAAUCGUCUAGAGCAAUGGAACUACCAGGGCCACCGAUGCGUUGUGCUUAAAGAUGUAAUUUUGACAGUAUUUUAGUGCAGGCACAGGGAACGCAGGCUAAGCUAGAUUGUGAGAAACAAAUGGAAGAAUGUCAAUAUAAAAUAUAAAUUUAGCAGUAAAAUGAUGUAAUAUAAUAAUUUUAUUGUACUACCGAAAUGUGAAUAAAAUUCAUAAUAACCAUAAUUGUAAUUUACUUGAGAAUAACAAAGUACACAAAGAGUUAGAGUUAGCCUUCCCUCGGUUUAUUCGUCAUUUUGGGGGUACUGGCGCUCCCUUCAUUUUUAUAACUGUACUUGUGUGUACAGAGGAUUUAAAUUUUCAAAUUGUAAAUUUUCAAAUUUCAGGGCGUGUACCAGCCAAUUACCAGAAUACCCAAAUGCACAGUUUCAGUUGCCAGCACGGUUAAUAGACCUAGGUCUAUUAACCCAUUAAGCUGCAGAGCUUCCCCAUUGACGAGUAAAAUCGUCUGGUGUUGGACAAGCAAAAAAAAGUAGGGCGCACUGGGGCUAAAUGGGUUAACUAGAGACAUUGUCAGAUUUCUUGGUUAACCAUUAAUCUGCAGAGCUUCCCCAUUGACGAGUAAAAUCGUCUGGUGUUGGGCAAGUAAAAAAAAAGUGGGGCGCAUUGCGGCUCAAUGGGUUAACCGUGUUGCCAGCAAUAAACUAUGCUGUGGUUGUUCUAUGUGACACGACCAAAUACAAGGUCGACAUAUUCUCACACAGUGUGUCAUCUUGACAUUACAAUGACUUAUUAUAGAGACUCUUAGGACAUUUAAAGAUUAAAGCUAUGUACACAUGCACAUACUAACAUAAAAGUAUCACGGAAUUGCCAAUUUCCACAAACUAGAUUUUACACGCUUUCUUACGAAAUAGAAGCAAAUUAUGUCAGUUGUAAGUGGCAACAAUCUAUUUUAUGAACCUGCAGGGUUUUAUAUAAAUAAUCAAGCCGCGUUCUUUUUUAUUUUACCGUGUUUUUUUUUUCAGUUUUGGCCGUUGUAACACGGCCUCCUAGCAAAGAACCCGUGUGCAUGUAUAAUGUAAAUUUACAGUUAGUAAAUUGUUAAUAAUAAACUGUUGAGUUCUGUUAAAAGGCAUGGUAUUUACUUGGACAUUUGAGAAUUAAGAACAGUCAUGGUGAUACUAUACUCUAUAGACAAAGUUUUGUUAAUUAGCCUUUUUCAAGUGGGCGUAUCCACCAUUUGGGGGUACUGCCUCUCCCAAGUUCUGAGAGAGUGAGCACCGAAAUGCGACUUUACUUUAUGUGCAGUGACGACUUUGGAAGACUCCAAAGAGAGUAAAUCCAUUUACCAAGUAAAUUCCGAGUUAAACGUCCGAGUCACGUAAAAAAAGACAAAGUUAAAUAAAAUUCACAAUCGACUAGGAGUAGGGUACGAAGUCAUUGAACUAUAAAGACCUCUAAACAGUUACUCGGACUUGACUCGGUUAACCGAGAAACUCGACUGUAGUACCCUCAAAAUGGCGGAUAGAUAUGGGCCCAUAGAGAUUAUAAAUAACACUAGAGGAGGUAUCGCAAUCUUGACAUCAGGCAAAAAAAAGGAAUGCGGCUAUUGGGGGGCAAAUUCAAGUCCCGGAUGUGCACUCAUGUUUCUAUUGGUGAGGAGUUUCAAUUUAGCCAAUGAGAGCAUGAUUUUAUAUCCGGGACCUAAAUUUGCCCCCCAUUAGCCGCGUUCCCAAAUUUUAAUCUCGAUGCCUCCUCUAGUGUUAUUUAUAAUUUCUAUGUAUGGGGAGGUUAAUUGACAUAUUUUUAGUUCAACUUUUAAAUUUAAGACUCACUAUCUUAAUAAUUACAUUUAAAUUUAAUAAUUAGCUUUUAUACACAACAAAAUAUCCUAGGGUAUGCUUGUUAAAAUUCAUAGUUUACAUAAUUAAUACAUUAAAUGUUUUGUCAUCGACGUUGUUUUAGCUUGCAAAUGACGGUACACUUUUGCCAGUUUAGCGCACGUGUAGAUCUCAUGAUAAUUGGAUAACAUGAGAUUUGGGUGAAUUAUUUUCAAAAUAGGGAUCCCUCUUGUAUAUCGUUUUCAUUUUUUAACAUCUUUUAACGUCUUUGAUACAAAUUCUAAGCCCUCCUAAAACGGAAAA
Paramuricea clavata is the source of this 5151-nucleotide messenger RNA. The record is from the annotation of a GenBank genome assembly. NCBI's taxonomy places the organism in Eukaryota, Metazoa, Cnidaria, Anthozoa, Malacalcyonacea, Plexauridae.